Messenger RNA from Chrysoperla carnea, 1268 nucleotides. RefSeq lists its product as uncharacterized. The transcript has 5 exons. Bases 91 to 1230 code for a protein of 379 amino acids. Lineage: Eukaryota; Metazoa; Arthropoda; Insecta; Neuroptera; Chrysopidae. The record is from RefSeq and is a predicted model, not a curated record.
UUCAUAUUACUACUACAACUUAUAUUGGUAACUUUCGUGGUUAAAGCCUUUAAUAGUGGCGACGAAAAAUUCAUUAAAAAAUAUGCGAUAAUGAAGAUAUACGAAGGAUGUUUUGGUGCCGAUGUAAUUCGACAAAUACGUAAAGAAAUGACAGCUGCAUGUCGAAAAUGUGCUACAAUGCCAGAGCCAGCAAUAAUUUUACCACCGCCCAAUGCGGCACAAGGAGAAUCGCCGAAUCCAUCACAACAGCAACAGCCAACUUCAUCAAGUAUUAAAACCCAGUCACAACAAUCUGCAAAUAUUCCAGCAUCACAACGACCUGGUGAUAGCCUAUUACCAUUAAUCUCAAGUCAGCCUCAUGAAGAAGCCACAAAGCUACACAAUAGCAAUGAAAUUGCUGAUUCAACAAAUCCAUUAAUAAAUCCAAGUACAUUUGAUCCAGAAAAAUUACAUCAAGCUGUAUUGGCAUAUCGACCAAAUCCAUUUCAACAAUCGCCAGUACCAACUCAAUUUCAUCCAUACCAAGGCUAUACUCCACAACUUUAUGGAGGAUUUGCUGGGAAUCCAACUCCAUUUUAUCCAGGCGUAGCAUCUCCAGCAUUUUUACCGCAAUUUCCAGGUUAUCCACAAUAUCCAAAUGCUUUUUAUCCACCUCAAUUCUACAUGAACCAUAAUAAUAGGCAACGAAUGUCGCGUGAAAUGAGUUUACGAGAACAAAUCGAUAGUGUAACAAAUCGUUUCAGUGGACGAGUGCGUAAUGUCACAUGUGUUAUGCAAGAAUUGGGAUAUUUGGAUGAUAAUUUAGAACCAAAUUAUAAUAAAAUUAUUGAACGUAUUUCAAAUUUACCAAUACAACCAGAACUCAAACGAGAUAUGCAAGAUUCAGUAACGUUCUGCCAAAAAUUUUCGCAAUGUAUACCAGAUUUCAAACGUGAAAGUUCACCAUUAUCACGGGAGCUAGUUAAACCAAUGUUCUUCUUCAAUUGUUAUAAACACAAAAAACUUGAAGCAUGUAUAUUAAAAGAUAUUCGAGAUCGUUUCAAUCAAGACUCAGAAACAUCUGAUUUUGAAUCAUUGGCCGAAAGUAUUCGAUCUGAUGAUAAUCGUCAAUUCCGAUCAGCGAAAUCCAUAAAACAAGAAAAUAUCGAUGAAGCACGUGAACAUGAACAGUUAUCAUUGGAAUUAUAUGAAUUUUUAUAUGGAAAUAAUGAGCUUGAUGCAAUGAUUUGAAAAUCUUUAGUUCCUCUAUGAUAAUAUUCGAGAGUUUU